UACCAUGGGCCUGAAGAAUAUCUGAGGACUGAGUCAGACGCUGGGAAAGACAGAGGGGCCAGCCAGCCUCUCUACCACAGGUUGUCAGGAAUAACAACAAAACUAAGGAACUCUGUGAACCGAAACAGGAGGAAUAACUUUGUACCUGUACUGUGAAUAUUUUGGCAGCUGCACGAAGACUUUGGCGUCAGAGACCAGCCAGGCUCAUAACACAAAGACUUUGGCGUCGGAGACCAGCCAGGAUCAUAACACGAAGACUUUGGCGUCAGAGACCAGCCAGGAUCAUAACAAAUGAAAUGCAGUCUCAGCAACGUGUGGACAUCCUGGACCAUCUGAACGGCUCUCGUAUCGUCUUCUCUGACGAUGGCCCUCCCUCCAGCCAGCAGCAUCACCUGUCCCCUCUAGACCUGACCCAGGAGGUGGUGGUCAUCUCCCCGGGGCUCCCCACCCCCCUUCUCAGCCCCUUCCGUUCKACAAGACUGCCACCCGUGGAGCUCAUUAAGGUCUCAGAGGUCAAUGGGAGUGACCCUCUUACCGACCCUCUUCGUUUUGGAUCAUACUAUGGCCCUGCUCAAUCAAAUGGGGGUCUUUCUAAUGGAGUCCAGACCAGGGGCUCUUCCACUCUGCCACGCAGUGUUGCUACAAGGGAGGAGCGCCUCAUCAAGUUCUCUGGGAUCGGCCCAGUGGAUGAAACAGGGAUGCCCAUCGCCUCAAGAUCAAGCGUGAACAAGCCCAAAGACUGGUACAGGAGCAUGUUCAGGCAGAUCCACAAGAAGCCAGAAGAAACUGACGAGGACUCUGAGCGAUGGUCUGCUGAAAGGAGCCGGGCCCUUGCUGCUGACUCAGCCGGUGGGCAGCAGACUCAGACCCAUAUGGACAAUUACGGAGCCCUCCCUGACUGGAGUGAGCUGGGGGUUGAAGAUAAGCUUUCAGACCGAUGGGGGGAGCCACCACAACCCAGGAGCAUAUUUGACUUUGAGCCUGGACAGAGCACCACCUCAGAGGUCCACAGCCAGCUUCAGGGUCAGCCAGCCCAGAAGCCCCAGCAGCCUCCCAUACAGCUGGCCCAGCAGCCUCCCAUACAGCUGGCCCAGCAGCCUCCCAUACAGCUGGCCCAGCAGCCUCCCAUACAGCUGGCCCAGCASCCUCCCAUACAGCUGGCCCAGCAGCCGCCACAGCACAGACCCACAGAGAAACCCUGGUCCCCCAUAGAGAAGCCGUCUAAGCCAUCCGCCUUCGAGGAGUCUCUGCUCUCUGAGCUGAGCUGUUUUGAGGCUGAGCUGGACUCGGACAUCCAGGGCCUGGAGAGGAGGCUUUCCCAGAAGAAGCAGACACGGCGAGGCCGGGGUGAGGGUGCCAGGAACGCUGAUCCAGGAACUGCUGCAGGGACAGGGACAACACAGGACAACAGCUCUUUGACUGGAGCAAAGCAACCUCUCCAUCGUCCCAUUGUCCCCACAACAGCUGUUGCUCAGAGGGCAGACCCUAGUCCCACACAUGAACGCCUCUCCCCUGCACCUGAAGUCAUGGAGUUCCCACCCAAAAGACCGGAGAAGCAGAUGAAAGCAGCAAGAGCCAAGUUCAAUUUCCAGGCUCAGUCACCCAAGGAACUGUCUCUACAGAAGGGAGACAUUGUUUACAUCCUCAGGCAGGUAGACGCCAACUGGUUUGAAGGAGAGCAUCAUGGGAGAGCCGGUAUCUUCCCCACAACCUAUGUGGAGAUUGUCCCUCCUACAGAGAAGCCCACACCCAUCAAGUCUCCCACCAUCCAGGUGCUMGAUUAUGGACAAGCAGUGGCUCUGUUCACCUUCAAUGCAGACCUGCCUGUUGAGCUGUCCUUCCGUAAAGGCGAGGUGAUCAGUGUAACCAGGCGUGUGGAUGACAGGUGGUUGGAGGGCCGGGUCCCAGGGACUACCAGGAGUGGCAUCUUCCCCACCAACUACGUCCAGGUUAACAAGUUGCCCCGCACCAAAUCAUCCUCUGACGACUACCCAGUUUGCCCCAUGUCACCCACAUCCCCAGAGCCAAUGAGUCCAGGGCGCCCUCUACACUCACCCUGCUCUCCUUUGACCCGCUCYCCUCGGAGUCUGACCCCCUCCUCCCGCAGCCCUGAACCAGGAUUUUCCCCCCUGAAGCCGUCCUCACCCAUACCCCAUGGCACAGUAGCUUCCCAUUCACGUUCAUCCCUCCAGCCCUCACUAUCCAAAGAAGCACCCAAUCACUGGCCACACCCCACUUCAUGGCCUGCCUCCCCCACCCCCCAGAACAACCCCUGGGGAGGAGCACAACCGGCUUUGCACAACUCCAUUGGCAGAGCUGAUUCACCGUCCAAUCAGAUGUCCCCAUCUGCACACAGGGGAGGAGCAGCCCCGAACAACAUCCCCAAAACAAGAACGACCAACAAUGCUGGCUCAACAGUAGUGCAACGCCAACCAUACAAAGCAGUUUACAACUACAACCCACAGAACAGAGAUGAGCUGGAACUGAGAGAGGGGGACAUCGUACAAGUGAUGGAGAAGUGUGAUGAUGGCUGGUUUGUAGGUACGUCAGAAAGGACACAUGCCUUUGGGACRUUCCCGGGGAACUAUGUGACACCAGUGUAACUGCUURACUCUACCUGUCCACUCCACAACCACAUGGACUGUAGUGGACACAUGACUAUUAGAUAAACCAGCACAUCAGAUCAUUCCAGCAGCCAUAUGAUCAACCCCUUACCACAACACCCACUUUCACCAACCUGGUUUAGUCAGGUCUGCAUGUUCACAUCAGCCAGUGACCACAGCUGUUGACCAUUGUGCAGCUAGUCUGGAGGUAGGAACACUGUGUGGUUUGACACCUCACCCCCAGCAUGUGGUCCAUCACUGAAUAGUCUUGGAGUGAUUUUCACAGACACUGCUUGAAUGGAUAGAAUGAAUGCUGAUGAUACUGUUCCAGGUACAGUAUAAAGAAAGAACUUUGUCCUCAUUGACUACAACUAAAAUGACAUUCCUUCAGUACAGUUCAGCUACUUCUAUGUGUUCGGCUUAGCAUGCACCUGCUGCACUUUGUCACCCAAGUGCCGUCACAGACACAAAUGCCUGAGAAUGUUAUGUUCUCUAUAACGUAGACAGAAUGAAUGUUGCCUUUUAAAUGUCUUCCUACACUUUGAUUUCAGAUCAAUAAUAGCGUCCUGGGUGUGCCGAGGCUACAGCACUGAUAUGACCGUCCAAUAUACAUGAAUGGAUCACUUACUUUAUUAUUCCAAACAAUGGCAUCAAAUAUUUGUUGCUUGGUUACAAAAUAGUUCUGCUGACUCUCCAUUUGUUCAAGAUUGUUUGCUCUGCUGCAUAGAGUACUAAUACAAUCAAGGCGACGUC
Molecule: messenger RNA, 3356 nt
Organism: Salvelinus sp. IW2-2015
Lineage: Eukaryota; Metazoa; Chordata; Actinopteri; Salmoniformes; Salmonidae
Product: vinexin
Molecular function (GO): protein binding
Source: RefSeq, a predicted model, not a curated record